Molecule: messenger RNA, 4152 nt
Organism: Lasiodiplodia theobromae
Lineage: Eukaryota; Fungi; Ascomycota; Dothideomycetes; Botryosphaeriales; Botryosphaeriaceae
Product: ABC transporter
Exons: 10
Coding region: 1-4152 (1383 amino acids)
Biological process (GO): transmembrane transport
Cellular component (GO): membrane
Molecular function (GO): ATP binding; ABC-type transporter activity; ATP hydrolysis activity
Source: RefSeq, a predicted model, not a curated record
AUGAAGGGGGAAGAUGAGAAAGCCAUGGAUAGCAGUGCCAGUAAUGACAUUCAGAAGCAGAUCGAUGAGCAGGUGUCAUUGUUUCUCGAAGGCACGCCAGAACCACACUCGCAAGGAUCCUUGGACGUCCGGUUCCGCAAUCUCAAUGUUAUCGGCGCGGGUCUUGGAGCGCAAAAGACUCCCACCGUAACAAAUACCGCCCUACACCUUUUACAGACCUUCAAUCCGGCUCGGUGGUUAUCUCCACCACCAGUUGCAACUCGCAAGCUUCUCCACAGUUUUACGGGUACAGUUCGCGGCGGCGAGAUACUUCUCGUACUGGGCAAGCCCGGUAGCGGAUGCACGACAUUCCUGAAGACGCUAGCCAACAUGCGGCAGGAGUAUCAUGCCAUUGAGGGAGAGGUCGUGAUCGGCAGUGACGAUGCAGUCAGGAUGAAGACGGACUUCCCCGGCGAGUUUGCGUUCUCCAGCGAGGACGAUAUACACUUUUCGUCACUCUCCGUAGCCACGACUCUUCAAUUUUCAGUGAACGCACGUACUUCGCAGGCAUUGCCAAGCCGAUCACAGGCUGUGAAGAAGACGUUGGAUAGCCUCCUCGAUCUCUUCGGUCUCUCGCACGUCCAGAACAUAAGCGUUGGUGACGACUACAAGCGUGGGGUUAGCGGAGGACAACGGCACCGGGUGACAGUAGCUGAAGCAGUCAGUACCAGAUCAGGUGUCAUGUGUCUGGACAAUCCAACCCGAGGCCUUGAUUCGAGUACAGCAUUGAAGCUCGUGCAAAUAAUGCGCAGCUACACAAACCAGCGUGGAGCGGCCACCAUCAUGAGCAUCUACCAAGCCAGCGACGCCAUGGCGCAGCUAUUCGACAAAGUUCUAAUCAUCAACGCCGGCCGAGAAAUCUAUUUCGGCCCCUUGGAAGAAUCAAAGCAGUACUUCGAAGACCUCGGCUUCUACUAUGAUCCGCGGAUGAGUCUGACCGACUUCCUCACCACCAUGUCCGGAGACCACCGUAGCCGAAUAGUCCGCCAAGGAUUCUCCGGGCCGCCGCCUCCUGUCACACCCGAGGAUUUCGAAGCCGCAUUCAAGAGGAGUAAGUACUGGUCGGCGCUGAUCGACGAGACAUCCAUGACGCCGGACGCUCCGAAGAGGAACGGCAAGAUCGGAUACGCGCUACCCUUCUGGAAGCAAGUGUACCAAUGCAUGAUACGACAGCACCGCGUGCAAUUGACGGACCGGGGUCCAUGGGUCGCCGAGGCUGCAGGGCUACUCGCGCAGGCACUGAUGCUGGGAACACUGUACUGGGACCAGCAGGCCGUGACGCGCGGCCUCUAUACACGGGCAGCUGCUCUCUUCUUCAAUGUUCUGGUCAUGGUGCUGCAAGCCUUUGCCGAGUUCGGCAACACGUUCGCUCAGCGCCCCAUCCUACUGCGGCAUGAGGGCAUGAUGCUGUAUCGACCGGCCGCGUACGCCCUGGGCCAGAUUCUGGCGGACAUGCCCUGGAAAGCCGCCAUUGUCCUGUACAACCUGCCCACUUAUUUCCUCGCCAACUUCCAGCGCAGCGUGGGUAAGUUCUUCACCUGGUUUUUUGUCCUUUAUUGCGCCAUCAUGUCCCUUGGCGUCAUGUUCCGAGCGAUUGCCGUCUUUACUGUCUCGCCGACCCGUGCGAUUCUACCCGUCGGCUUGCUGGUGAAUGUUCUGAUUGUCUACACCGGCUUCUAUGUCACGCCGCCGGGCAUGAAGGUGUGGCUGGGAUGGAUCCGGUACUUGAAUCCCAUAUACUAUAGCUUUGAAGGUGUUAUGGUCAACGAGAUAGUCGGAUCCCAUUACCGGUGUAGUCAGCCAGACACAAUUCCAGUUGGAAGGAGCUACAACAACAGCCGAUAUCAAACCUGCGCCGUCCAGGGGUUCGAGUCUGGGGCCUCAUUUUUGGAAGGCGAUGCCUACCUAGACGCUUUCUACGACUUCCACGGUCAACAUCUUUGGCGCAACGUCGGUAUUGUGCUGGGGUUCUUCUUGAUGUUUUCUGUUGCUGUCAUGAUUGGAAUGGAGAGGUUCAAAAUGCCAGCAGGCAAACUUGCCACGGUAUUCUUCAGCACUGGCAUACCCACCCUACGACAUACCUCGGACGUUGAAAGCCAGCAAUCCGGUUCCAGCGAUGGCGAGAAAGAAGAUGAUGGUCAAAGUAGCUCGGCUCAGGACACUUCGACAUAUCACCAUGUGGAAAUAGUAAAGACGCAGCAGACGUUUUCCUGGAAGGACCUGUGCAUCGACGUCAAGACAGCUGACGGGACGAAGCGCCUCUUGGACAAUGUGUCCGGCUACCUCAAACCCGGCUCCAUGACCGCCCUAAUGGGCAUGUCCGGCGCCGGCAAGACCACCCUCCUCAAUGCCCUCUCCCACCGCGCCAAUAUCGGCACCCUCACAGGCUCCAUGUUCCUCUCCACCACCACCCCGCUCCCCCGCUCCUUCAAGCGCCGCACCGGCUUCGUCCACCAACAAGACGUGCACCUGUCAUCCAGCACCGUCCGCGAAGCCCUGCAGCUCGUCGCCUACCUGCGCCAACCGCGCUCCACCCCGCGCGCCGCCAAAGACGCGUACGUGGAGCGCGUCCUCGACCUGCUCGAGAUGCGCGACGUCGCCGACGCGCUGAUCGGCGAGGCGGGCGCCGGCCUCAGCCUCGAGCGCCGCAAGCGCGUCAGCAUCGCCGUCGAGUUGGCGGCGAAGCCAGACGUGCUGCUCUUCUGCGACGAGCCGACGAGCGGGCUGGACGGGGACGCGGCGCUGGAGGUGGUGCGGUUGUUGCGGAAGCUGGCGGAUGCCGGGUUGACGGUGUUGUGCACGAUUCAUCAGCCCGCGGCGAGGCUGAUGCGGGCGUUUGAUGAGUUGUUGCUGUUGGUGCCUGGGGGGAAGACGGCGUACUGCGGGCCGUUGGGGGAGGAUUGUGGGGUUGUGUUGGAGUAUUUUGGUAGGCAUACGCGGAAGUGUGAGGCCUGGGAGAAUCCGGCGGAUUAUUUCCUGGCGGAGUCGGUGAAUCCGGAUGUUGACUGGUUCAGGCUGUGGCAAGAGUCGCCGGAGCACGAGCAGCUUUGGCGGAAGCUGGAGGGUGUAGGAGACAGUGAGGAACCCUCCAGCCUGACUUCCAACAACAACAACAGCAUAGACGACGAUGACCCGGAGCGCUACGCAGCAACGACAUGGGAACAGCUCCGCGUCGUCACACAUCGCGCCUUCACCGACUACUGGCGCGACCCAGACUACGUGCUGGGCAAAUUCCACCUCAACAUCGGGAUGGGCCUGAUAAACAGCCUCACCUACCUCCAACUGCGCUCCUCCCUCACCGACAUGCGCAGCGCCAUGUUCUCCAUCUUCGUCAGCAUCAUCACCGGCCCCGUCAUCGCGCUGGCCGUCGAGCCGCGCUUCACGCGGCUCCGCGACCACUUCCUCGCCCGCGAGCGCGACAGCAACACGUACCGCUGGCCCGUCUUCGUCGCCGCCGCCAUCGCCGUCGAGCUGCCGUGGGCGCUGGCCGGCGGCUGCGUCUACUGGUGCCUGUGGCACUACGCGGUGGGCUUCCCGUACGACGCGGGGAGGGCGGCAUAUGCGUUUUUGAUGUACGAGCUGUACACGGUGUUCGUUACGGGCGUCGCGCAGAUGACGGCGGCGUGCUUCCCCACGGCGCAGGGCGCGCAGAUGGCGACGGGCUUCGUGUUUCUGAUUGUCAAUACCUUCAACGGCCCGCUCAGCCCGCCGCCGCUGACGCCGCGCGGCUGGCGCUGGAUCUAUACGGUGUCGCCGCUGUACUAUUUCGUCGAGGCUAUGGCGGCUAAUGCUGUGCAUGGCCGGUCCGUUGAAUGUGCGCCUGGCGAGACGAGCGUCUUUUUCACGCCGCCGGGUGGGCCGAGCGGUUGUCGUGAUUACGUUGCUGACUACUUUGCUGCGGAGAACUCGACUGGCUAUCUUCUGGAUUCUUCUGCGGAGGGGCGCUGUGAGUACUGUCCGUUUUUGGAUGGUGAUCAAUAUAUUCGGCAAUACGGGUUUGCAUACUCGAAUCGUGCAGAUAAUGUCGGGAUAUUUAUCGGCUUCAUUUUGUUCAACUUCUCCGUCGUUUUCUUCGUUACGUGGCUCUUUUUCAUCCGAAAGAGAAAGACUUGA